AUGGAAGUCUUCGGCGCAAUCGCCAGCACCGUGCAACUGGCUUCAGCUCUGACGACCCUCCUCACCGUCAUCCAAGACAUCCGCGAUGAUUUCCGAGUGAUACGUCAGCGCACUGUUGAAAGACAGAGCUACCUCAUGUCACUAGCAGCCGUUCUAUCUAUAAUCCAGCGGUCACAGUCACAAGACUGGGCGAAGCUCGAAGAGCCCCUCCAGGCCGUACGAACCAAGCUUGAGGAAAUCCAAAAUCUCCUAGACAAGGUCUCACAGCGCAGCACCGCAUCCUUCCCUGUACGUCUGUGGCGAGUUCACAGUUUAACUCGGGCUGAGAACGCCAUCUCGAGAAAUUUCGUUGUUCUCAACCAGGAAAAGACCACCCUAAUCCUCUACGUCGCCAGCAUUCAGGGUUGCACGCUACUCCAUACUCAACGACUCGUCACCCAAAUAGAGUCAAAGAUCAUGGCUGAGAAACCCUCUAGUGCAUGGGGAGCUGGGGCCCAAGCGCCUUAUCCGACUUCGGACCAGGAAAAUAAGACCGCAACCGGAGUACGCAGCGGUCGGUUCAGAAGACACAGGAACAAUGUUGUUGACGUGAUCCAUCCCGAGGACGAUUCAGACAUCGAUUCAAGAGACAUACGACAGUUCACUCCCCGCAACAAGACGACCGAGCAGCGAGGACUUGACUUUCUCAGCACCCCUAGUCUUCAGCGAUCAGAACUACAACUCCAUAAUCCCAGUAACCAAAGGAACGAGGUUCGAGACAUGGUACGCAGGAACCCAAGUCCCGCACCCGAGUCUUCUCCAUAUCCAUCGGAAGACGAGCCCAACCAGGAGGAAGAAGAAGAUGACAACCCAGCUGGACGCGGCGGCCAUGCCCCGAAUCCCGGGCCUACACCAACCGGUUUUCACAAUCAGCAAAGGCCAGGAACUUACGCUUCUUAUUCCACAUUCCGCGUGACUGGUCGCGUUGGGGACGAAUACCGUAACGCGCCUCGCGGAUUCAGACUUGGGACAUCGCACGGACCCGGCUUUCAUAUCCACGCCACCAAUGUCCAUGCAGCCAACCAGGGCAACCUCGUGGAUUUCGCUUGUGAGACCGCGCUGACGCCGGGAAAUCGGAACCACGACAAUGAUUGGGCUAGGAGUGGGCCAGGACCAGGUGGCAGGCAAUGGGAUCACAGGGUUUCUUGA
Anthostomella pinea is the source of this 1188-nucleotide messenger RNA. NCBI's taxonomy places the organism in Eukaryota, Fungi, Ascomycota, Sordariomycetes, Xylariales, Xylariaceae. The record is from the annotation of a GenBank genome assembly.